GCCCCGCGCUCUCCUCUCCCCAGCCCCCGGGUCCCGGUCUCCCCUCACCUGGAGGAUCUUCGUGCUGCGCUGUUCACUGGGCCCCACUAUUACCCAGCACAGCCCGGCCCCAGCCGCCCACAAAACCGUCCAGAAACACAUCGCCAGGCCCCGGUUCCUCAUCACUGCGACUGUACGCUCGAGAAUCGACCAGGCUGCGGCCCAGGCAGGGUCAUACGGUUCAGAAGCCAUUGGAACCAAGCUCCAAGCUCAGAGAGAGGAAGGAUUGAAGGGACAAUAGGAUAAGGACAUAUGACUGCUCAUCAGCUCUGCAAUCAACUCUUAAAUCCAGACUCAGUGGUGUGAAAUUGGAAAUCAUCCCAUGUUGGAUUAAAAGAAAAUAUUAUAUCAGAAGAAAAGAUUGAAACCAGGGGACAGUGAAAGAUGAACUCUUAAGGCUGCUGUAUACGGACGUGAAGGGGUUAAUGCAGAAGAGUGCCUGAAGCACCACCCACUAUCUUGACAUCAUGUGGGCUGAGUGGGAGACCAGCUGAGCAUCUAAGACACAACCCCAGCUCCUGGGCCUUCCUCACAGUCUGGGACCCUGUGAGUAAAGAGCCACCAUGACUGAUGUGAUGAUCAACAGCUGUAAGGCUUCUGCUGAAGAAAUGGGUCUCAAACAUGAUGACAACAGGCUGCCCUUCCAGAUCUUCCCUGAUCCCUGUGAUUCCUAUGAAGGUCAGUGCAAACUCAAGGACCGCCUGCCAUCCAUUGUGGUGGAGCCAACUGACGUGAGUGAGGUGGAGAGCGGGGAGCUGCGCUGGCCCCCAGAGGAGUUUCUCAUGGCAGAGCAGGGAGGCGAGGGAGAGGGUCUGGUCCCCCAGGCUGGAGAGAGAGUCCAGGCUGAUACAGAGCCAGUAACAGGGGGGGUGAAGACCCAGGAGAAUGUGGAGCCAGGACAGAGUCUGAGCUCUGACCCCCAACUGCCCAGCAAUGCACUCAUCCAACCUGGUCAGACUUUGGCAAAAUGAACUCAAGUCACGGUGUAUUUUGUCGAGCUUUGGAGAAUUUUUAUACAACACAGGCCUGUUAAUCUGAAAUGGGCACCUACCCCCACCCCCAACUUGUCUGUCUGUCUAAUCGGCAGCACCCCCCCCCCCCCCACCUCCCUCCCCCGGAGCAGGACUCCGAUGAAGCUUUUCCAGUUGAAGACAGCUCCUCCAGUUGCUGAGAGAGCAGUCCUCACAGCCUGCUGUCCUUUACAAAGGGUGAGAUGAAGCUUCAAUUUUGUAUGUUGUUUUUGAGUUUGAUUUUGAUUCUAUGUAAAACUCGAUCUUUGAUUAUCAUCUUCCAGUCUGACAGGAUUAGUUACAACAUGUUAAAACUGUCCAGGAACAGGCCCGUUGGGCCAUGAUGAUUUUUACUGGAAGAAUUUUACUUUUGUUUUUAUUGAAGUUACUUUUUUUUUGCUGUGCACUCUGGGUGUUUCACACACUCUCUGAUCGACACUGAGUUAGAGCGCUGUGGUUAGGCCUCAGCUCGCACCACUGCUACUUUCAGACACAUUCUUUGCUCAGCCUAGAAAACAUGCCCAGCCAUUGGGGAACUGCUGGCACCACACCCUUCGUAAAACCACAUACCCGUCCUCCCCAAAUUUCCCACAGAAUCCUUCUUGUGGCUACCAACUCUCAGAAAUAUGGCAUCAGCAUGACAGGUUUCGGCUGUAAAUCCCAUCUUUGUGGCUGCUGUCUUUCACUCCUUAUUGAAAAGUCAGUCGGUUUCCAGUAAGAAGGAAGCUCAGCAUUCGGGAAACCUCCAUAUGCCGUUGCCUUGCCCUCUGCUCCCAGUCUCUGCCCUUCUGCUCUCACAAGCAGGUGUUAUCAGACCUGCUGAGCAUCACCAGCGUUUUCUAUUUUUAUUCUGGUUUCCAAUAUCCAUAGAAUUUUACCUCAAUGCCACAUCUCCCAAACUUCAGAAUUUUUCACCAAUUUGCAUUCCAUUUGUUUCUGUUCAGUGUUGGGGGGGGGUGUGGAUUCUGGAAAGGGGUCAUUAUGUUGACGUGAGAAUGAAAAUAUUUUGCUGUGUCUGCAGCUCCAGCUGCACCCAGAGUUUGUAUAUAGUUUUACUGGUGAUUUCAUUAUCCUCCCCUUUGCUUUCUCCUUUCCCACCAUCACAACCCCUCGUCAACAUUGUCAUGCCACAGUUUUGCUGUAAAGUUAAUGAUUUAAUAAAGUUCUUUGUUGGUUUUUACUCGAAA
Messenger RNA from Stegostoma tigrinum, 2236 nucleotides. Its product is annotated as protein LBH-like. Gene Ontology annotation, biological process: positive regulation of DNA-templated transcription. Gene Ontology annotation, cellular component: nucleus. The record is from RefSeq and is a predicted model, not a curated record. The transcript has 7 exons. Lineage: Eukaryota; Metazoa; Chordata; Chondrichthyes; Orectolobiformes; Stegostomatidae. Bases 603 to 1010 code for a protein of 135 amino acids.